AGUUAUUCCAUUCAAGCAACAUGUACCGUGGCAUAGAAACGAAUUCAGGCGAUAACCUUCAAAAAAACCGGUCUGUCAAUGUCCCCAAAACGAAUUGUGUAUCGUAAUUUGCUAGCCUCGUCUCUCUGUUUAUAAGUAGUCGAUAAUAUGGAAAGUGAUUCGUCCAGUUUCAUCGAUACGACCUACAGCGUAGACCUAUGUAUAGACAACUUCAUAAGGAAAAAUAAGGAGGAGAGAAAAAAGAACAAAGAAGAUGAAGCGAAUAAAAGAAGGAAAAAGUUCGAGGAGUUCAUGGCCAGCGACCCGAGCGAGAUAUUCUCCAGUUUCGAAGGGAUGCAUUUCUACAAGUUCACAGAGAACAAGAUAAAAUUCGGUUUUAACCCGUCGGAAGUGGUCCACGUCUCCGGAAAGAUCAAGUUCGUCUGCAUACUGAGAUACACGGGAAGUUAUUGGAGGCUGGGGAGGAAUACGAUACCGUCGAAUUGGAAACUGAGAAUCAGCGAUUUGUUCUACGCGGGCGAGCCUGUGGGAGACGGGCAGAUCCUGGACGUCAUAGAAGAAAUUCACUCCGUAUUUAUGGAGUGGAGUGAGGAGUAUGAGGAGUUCCGGAAGAGAAAGAUACAGAAAUAUUGGAAUGGCGAGAUAGAUUUUUUCGAAUUGGAUUCAGAAGAUGAGUUAUAUUUGAGCCGUGAAGAGUGUGUAGAGCUGAGGAAAAAACGUGAAUGUAUUUUGAAGAGAAUGAUUCCUCCGGCCUCUACAGGACCUUCGAAGAAAAGUAGGAUAAGGUCAAAAAAGACGGAUAUGACACCGUUCACACCGUUCCCCGGCAUGGGAAUAGACUCAGAUUGACGAGUGCAUUUGUUUUUCUAGAUUUAUCCAACUUUACAGUUGGUCGAUAUUUUUCUUAUUAUUAUUUAUCCAUUAUUUAUUAUAUCUACCUAGUUGAAAGUUAUAUUGAUGCUUUUGAUAUAUGUACCUACUGUUAUUCUACUAUUCACCCUAACUGAUUAUAUUAUUAUUGUAUUAUAUUAUUCAAAAUGUUUGUUAUAUCGGUUUAUUGAUUUAUAAAAUGAUUCUUGCAACUUUUUUCUUGUAAUCAAUAUAUUAUUAUGCCAUAAGAA
This is a messenger RNA of Coccinella septempunctata (seven-spotted ladybird), 1121 nucleotides long. RefSeq lists its product as uncharacterized. The record is from RefSeq and is a predicted model, not a curated record. The transcript has 3 exons. Lineage: Eukaryota; Metazoa; Arthropoda; Insecta; Coleoptera; Coccinellidae. Bases 148 to 849 code for a protein of 233 amino acids.